CGGUAAUGAUUCCUGGAAGACAAACGCAACAGCUAACCUUGGCUAAAGUUAAUGUUUUGUCAUUUUAACUUACUCUGAACUUUGUUCAAUGGGAGUUGGUGCUCCUGAAGCUAAAGCUUGGACAUUACCUUGAAGAAAAAUUGCACUUUGAAAAAGCGGAAGGUUUAGCCGAAGUAAACAUUAGCUUGAUUUUUUUUUUUUAAGUAUUGUUAGCUAGGUAGCUAAUUCAAAAAUAAGCAGUUCAUUAGCACAAAAUAACGCUAGAUCUGCCGGAAGUGAGGAAUGAGAGAUCAUAUUCUUGUAAUAUUAAGUUAGCCAUACUGUAACUUGGGCGACAUUUAAUUUUUGUUCAUGGCUUUAAAAACACUGAGUCAUUUUAAAAGUGAAAUGGAUAACACAGGGGCUGGCAGCAACAGUCGUAAUUCCAUAAAGACAGAUCUCAGCUUGCUGCUUGAGUGUCUGAAGUUUCAGAUGAAAUGUCCUGAUUUACAGAAACAAGCUCUUCUCACCAUUCACUCAAUCUGUGAAAAGAGAGAGGACAAUGUGGACCUGCUGAGAGAAAUGGGAGGUGUUGCAUUUGUGUAUAACCUCUCCAAAUCCAGUAUUGUUCAUUCAGAUGUUAAGGAGACUGCACUCUUUACGCUUGGCACGCUGGCAGAGGCCAAUGUUUAUUGCAAGAAUUCCCUGUGCAGAAAGGAGACAUUUGCAGACCUCGCUGGCUGGUUAAUGAAAGAAGACAUUCCGGUGACACAGAAGAGAGUGUCUGUCUAUUUGCUGUCUGUGUUGGUAGCCAACAACAAAACAGGACAGACCUUAGCCCAAACCACUGGCUGCCUGGAUAUUCUCCUGGACCUCUUCAGGGCCACUUUCCCCCUCUCCACAGACGCUACUUCAAUUGUAGCUAAUGCUACUCACACCUACCAACUCUGGACCUCUGUGUCUAGUGCUCUCUGUGGAUGUGUCAACAAUCCUCAAAAUGAGGAGGGUCAGCGUAUUUGUGUGGCAGCCUUUCCCAUAAUAAAAAUCUGGCUACAGCAGAUUGCUCUGCCACACCCAGAGAUUUCUCAAUCAAUAUGUUCCUUCAUAGCAAUGACAGUUGCCAACAACUCCUCUGUUCAGGAGAGCUUUUCUGCCUCAGGGGGUUUGGAAACUCUCACUCUUUCACUGGUUCGUCUAGCUUCUGUGGCAGAUACAAGCUUGUUGUCUUGCCAAGUUUCUGUCACUAUAUCCAAGACCCUGUCAGCUUGUAUUACUGAUAACUCUGCUCUGGCUUCGGGUCUGGCUCAGUAUGGCAUAGUUCCCUAUCUCUUCUCCCUGCUGGCAAGCCCUAACCUGGACCCUGAGGACAGGCUCUCAGUUUUACUUACCCUGGGCUACUGCACUGAGGCAUCUGAGGAGCACCAGUCCCAAUUGGUGCAAUGUGGAGGCCUGCCUCUUAUCAUAACUUUACUAGCAGAGGACACAAGUGAGGAGGUUAGGAAGGCUGCUACAUUCAUAUUGCAGACCUGCAAACAGGCCACCAUGUCCUUGGGAAUUCCUGGUCUGAUAGCGAGACAUGAGGAGAAUGAAAAGGUGGAGCCCCUUAUAAACAUAGAAAGCUUCAAGAGCUCAGCCAGGGAGUUGCUGCGCAGGAUUGACCAGCUAGAGAAGAAACAGGCAAAGGAGGCUGAAGACAAACAGGAAGACACAGACCCACCACCUUCAGCAGAAGGGCUAGUUCUACCGUCUCUAUCUCCUGCCUUACGUCUACCCUUGCAGCAUAAGGAGAGCAUUAAAACCAUCCCCAUAGCAUAUAGACAGACCAGCACUCACAAGCAUAUAGAAGCAGGGGGUGACGACAGAGUUGAACUUCAAACUGUUAGAAACAUAAUCAUGAAGGAGAAUGACAGUGAACUGAAGAACAUGAGCUCCAAUUUAAGUACUCGGGAGGAGAAGGCUAAAACCAGCAGAAGGGAUGAGUGGUGCUCAGUGUGCAAUGGUACCAGAGCCCAAAUGUAUUUUCAUGUACAAUCCCUAGAGGGAGGCAGAGAGCUACAUAAGGCAAAAAGUCAGUUGUUUAAGCCCCCAGCACCAGUGAGGCACAGUGUACCAAAAGAAAUCAAAUAUACUGAUGAAGAAGAUUUACAUGGCCGGGAGAUAAGUAAGGUGGGGAAAAUCACAGCAGAGGAACAGUCUUUCUCUCAUUCCCGGUGUGCAGGCUGUAUUUUGCCUUUUGAGAAAGUUACCAGUCGCACCUUUGCAUCUCUUCAAAGCUCCUGCCGUCACAGCUGUGACAUGCACAAGGCCCUCCAAGCGGCCACAGAGCAAUUCAGGACUCAUCACUGCAGCCUGCUGUUUAGGAGAGAGUACCAGGAAGAUACUGGGGAGCUGACAGACCGCAACUCUGAGGCGAUGUCAGCAGCAGAGCAAGAAAGAAGCCAAGAAUACUGGAGCGAGACCUGCCUGACUCCCAUACAUAAAGGAGCAUGGAAAGGCAAAAGCUCCCUACCAGGACAACACCGGAAGAAGCACAAUGGCAUCACUUUGACUCCUCUGCACAGAGGAUCUAAAAAGGAGACAUUCACUUCUCAUAACAAGACCGAGAGAAGAAGAAGGAAUAAUAGUGGACAUCAUGUUCUUGAUGAUGAACCGAAGACUAGCACAGAUCACUGCUCCACUAGAAGGAAGAGGAAGAACUUCAGCCUUGAGGAGGUGCGCAACCUACUGAGCGGAGUAAAGAGAUUUGGCUUCUCUUGGAACUCCAUCUUGUGGUCAUAUCCCUUCCAACCUGGACGCACCAAUGUUGACCUGGCCAAGAAAUACAUGCGGCUAAUGAGAGGUGGAACCCAGGACGCUGGAUGUGCAUAAUCCUAGUCCUGACAACCUGGGGCAGAUCAAAUAAUAAUGGCCCUCUGGAAAUCAACAGCUUUGAAAUAUCUAAAAGGCUUUCAUUCUAUCCAGUUCGAAACACUGUGUUGAUUGUAAAAUUAUCCAAAGCAAUACACACUCCAUAUACUUCUAAUACAUUGUACUUUUAGUAUUUAUUUGAUGUUGUACUUUGUAUAUGGCUUGCACUGUCUUACACUGUUUCAGCAGCAGUGUUUAGUGUUUUGAAAGAUAUUAGUAAUUGUUUCUUUUUGUUGUAUAUUAAAACUUUAAAACAGAUGUUUGUCACUUGAGAUUAAAUCAGAAACCAUUGGGACUUUUUGUAAGUAUGAAUUGUACCAGAUUCUAAGUGAAGUAGAUGUAUAACUUUCGAGUAUAGGCCAUUUUAGUAAAGCCCUUGUAUUUCCGUAGCACCACCUCUUGAUGAAUCACCACCACACUGUGCAGGACCACGGUGUUGUCACAUGUACAUCUGCCAGAUUUGAUUGCGAUUGCACAGUGUUAACAUGAGUUGUGCCAGUAAAAACGCCCAGCCCUAAACAUUCUGGCAACCCUUUAUACCAAAUCCUGACUCAUAACUGUUUUUUAGGCCUGGU
Molecule: messenger RNA, 3461 nt
Organism: Xiphias gladius (swordfish)
Lineage: Eukaryota; Metazoa; Chordata; Actinopteri; Istiophoriformes; Xiphiidae
Gene: terb1
Product: telomere repeat binding bouquet formation protein 1
Exons: 20
Coding region: 352-2847 (831 amino acids)
Biological process (GO): meiotic attachment of telomere to nuclear envelope; homologous chromosome pairing at meiosis
Molecular function (GO): protein binding
Source: RefSeq, a predicted model, not a curated record